CAGAGAGAACAGUUUUCUGCUAUUCGCUUCAAAUCCCCAACAGAGAGUUUGGAUUUCAAGAGGAAAAACAUAACUUUAUAGUUUAGUGCACAAUCCAAAGGUCAGUACGAGCGAGAGGGGGUGUGCGCGCACGUGCGCGUUCCCGGCGGUGGGUGGAGCCCGCGUGAACACGCAGGUGUGUGGGAACGCUCACCUGAACACAGACUUCAAACAGAGUUUAAUCAUGAGUUUAUCAGCCUCUGGAUCUUCCUGUAGAAACUCAGCUUGCAUUUUCUUUUUAUUCCUUUAAAUGCUUAAAAAUGGCGGACCAUGAGAACACCGUUCAACACGGAUGAACGGAAAAGCGCGCGAGAACAUGAGGAGGAAUAACAGAAAUACACUGACAGAAUAAAGCAGAAACACGAUGACGAAUCUCCUCAUCUUCAUCGGUGCGAUGCUCUUCACCUUGAUGGUGUGUGUUGACGGGGAGUUCCUCGAUCCGCCGGCGUCCCUGCGCUCGUUCUCCGACACACAGACUCGGCUUCCCUGUCGGUUCGCGGUGGAUGGAGACGAGAAGGUGGUGCAGGUGACCUGGUCCAGACAGAAACCAGGAGGAGAACGAGAACAGAUCAUCACAGGACACUUCACUGACGGACCCAAAGCGUCUCCUGAUUUCCUGAAGCGCGUCCGGUUCGAGAGCUCUGACCCGACGCUCGACUCGACGCUGCUGAUCCUGAACACGAAGAAGGCGGAUCAGGCCACGUACACCUGCCACAUCUCCACCUUUCCCUCGGGAAACUUCGAGACGCACGUCAGCCUGACCGUCUGGAUUCUGCCCAUCUCGUCUCUGGAUCCGGUGAUCCUGCAGGAGGGACAGUCGUUUCGUUCGGCCGCCUCGUGUCGUUCGGUCGCUCACCCGCCGCCGCUGCUGUCCUGGGACACGGAUGUUGCCGGGCGGGUGCAGAACCGGAGCGGGGAGGACGGGGUCGUGACCUCGCAGUUUUCCCUGCAUCCGCUGCGCAGCAUGAACGGCCAGAGGCUCGACUGUCUGGUGUGGCACCCGGCGCUCGACGGCCCGCGCAGACUCAGCAACACACUCGUCGUGCACUUUCCUCCAGACGCAGAGAUCGUUGGUUCUGGCCCGUGGAGGCGGGGUCAGGUGGGGUCAGAGCUCAGGUGUGUGGUGAACGGGAACCCGCGGCCGCAGAACAUCAGCUGGAGCAGGCAGGACGGGCGUCUGCCGGAGAGUGUGUCGGUGCAGGGAGAGAGGCUGGUGUUCGCUCGGCCGCUGAACGUGUCGGAUGAGGGUCUGUACGUGUGCCACACUGGGAACAUCAUGGGAACCACCAAAGCCCAGUUUAAACUGGAGAUCGGACGCGAGAUCGAGCGGCGUGCGGGUGAGUGGUCAGACCUGAUGAAGAGCCCAUCGGAGUCGCUCCUCAUCAUCAUGGGCGCGUCAGUCGUCGGGGCGCUAGUCCUCCUCGUCGUCAUCACCAUCGUCUUCGUCAACUGUCACCUCCGACGCAAGAACAAGAAGCUGAAGCGGGCGCUCAGCGCGAGAACGGUGGAGAUGAUCAGUCUGUCGAGGCAGGUGUCGAUGAGGAGACUCGACUCCAUCACCUCUGACCCCAGGACUGCGGCUGAAGAGAAUUCACUGAUAAUGAACAGAGGGAUGAAGAGCAGCGCUUUAUCAGUGUCGAAUCACUCCAUUCUGAGUGACGCCCGAGGUCGACUCGCAGACGGAGAGUUCGACAGCCUUGGUCGCCCCGCGAUUUACCCGCCGCACCGGCAGAGGCGGAGAGAGGCGGAGGAGGACGAGCGAAGGCGGAGAGUCGAGUCUUACGUCAAGGCCAGCAAUCUGUCUCUGGAUUCAGGACUCCACCGGGAUCAGAGUUCUCCUCCUCGCUCCGUCAGCUCCGGCCCGACGGCGGAGGCGUUUGGAGACGCGUGGAGGCGCGGAUCUCGCAGGGAGAUUCACCGAGAGAAAGACCUGAGAGAGAGAAUCCCUGAGGGAGAGGAGGGAGACUCGCAGGAGUUAUCCGAGGCGCUCUCCAACUACUUCCAGUGCAGCAACAGCGGCCUGACGCCCAAGCAGAACCCCAACGCUAUCAUCAUACACACACGCAGAUCGGUCCUCUGAUGGGGGAACCAAACACACACACACACACUCACUCACACACACACACACGCAGAUCGGUCCUCUGA
This is a messenger RNA of Pimephales promelas (fathead minnow), 2184 nucleotides long. The record is from RefSeq and is a predicted model, not a curated record. Lineage: Eukaryota; Metazoa; Chordata; Actinopteri; Cypriniformes; Leuciscidae.